Molecule: messenger RNA, 1132 nt
Organism: Owenia fusiformis
Lineage: Eukaryota; Metazoa; Annelida; Polychaeta; Sabellida; Oweniidae
Source: the annotation of a GenBank genome assembly
AUGAUCUUGUCAGUUAUUGGUUCAUUCACUACACAAACCUUAAACAAGUGGGCGAUUACAAUAGCUCAACCACGUGAGGGAAGCAAUACUUGCUACAUAAAGGUAAUUAUGCUGUGUGUAUGCACCAUUGUACUCUGUGUGGUACACCUGACAUCAGGCAACUUUGUGACUAAAGGAGUAAAAACAAUCUUAACUCCUAACAAGUACGACUUCAAGCAUGAGCCAAUAGAUGUCAGUGACAUCACCUUUUUCACAUUUGAUGUGAAAACAUGCCACGAUGGACAUAUCCAACUUUCAAAGACUGCAGGAAACACUGAUGUGGACACCUACGAGAUAUUGCUCCAAGGUUGGAAUAACGGCCCAAAGACUUCAGCUAUACGAGAUAAAAAGCAAGGGAAACUAGAAGUGUUCCAUAAUGGACAAAUUGUUUACUGUGAUUCCACAACUUCAUUUUGGAUCAGCUGGGCAGGGGGAAACAUAGAGGUAGGAAGGGGCCAGGUGUAUGGUACAGACAGAUUCCUGCAUUGGAGGGAUCAAUCUCCACAUCCUGUCAAUGCACUACAGUUCACUUCAGGAUUUGGUGGGAGUGGAACAUGGACAUACAAAACUCCAUUGAAAAUAAUCUCAACCCCAAACGACUAUAACUUCAAGCACACACCAAUAGAUGUCAGUGGCAGAACCUUUAUCACAUUUGAUGUGAAAACAUGCCAUGAUGGACAUGUCCAGCUUUCAAAGACUGCAGGAAACACCAAUGUGGACACCUACGAGAUAUUGCUUCAAGGUUGGAAUAACGGCCCAAAGACUUCAGCUAUAAGAGACAAAAAGCAAGGGAAACUCGAAGUGUUCCAUAAUGGGCCAAUCGUGCACUGUGAUGCCACAUUAUCAUUUUGGAUCAGCUGGGCAGGUGGUUACAUAGAGGUAGGAAAGGGCCGUGUGUAUGGCAGAGAUACUUUCCUGCAGUGGUAUGAUCCAUCCCCACAUCCUGUGAAUGCAGUACAGUUCACUUCAGGAUUCGGAGCAAGUGGAAGAUGGACUAUUCAGUUGUGAGGAAGUUAGAUGACAACAAUGUUAACUUCUGUGUGUUAUUACAACUUAUACUAAUAAAUGAUUUGCAGUCAUUGCAUGAAAUCAU